UCGCUAAAUUGGAUGGGUAUUUUCCUGAAGCUCAGAUCCAGCAAGCAAGAAAAAAACAAAAAAAACAAAAAAAAAAUAACUGAAAUGGCGAAGGAAGUGAUUAAAGCUGAUUAUAUGCAGAUGAAUAUAGUGGCCUAACAGUUGAAGCCUAGGCCUAGUAGGGCUUGUUUGAUUGGAGUAUGGAGUCUAUACACACAUUGCUACUGGCCUUACACUUAUUGUUAUGUUUGUGUCCAUGUUGGUGUGAAGACCAAGGACUGAAAUGCGGGGAUCUUCAAAUCGGACAAUUCACUUGUAAAGAUCCGGUUAUUGAUCCUCAUACACAGUCUGCUGUCGGUUGUACAAAGAACAGGAAAGUUAAAGUUUUAUGUAUGCCAGUGGAGAACAUCACGUGCAGUGGUAAAUUAUACAAUGGGUUGGCCGUAAGCAAGGAAAUUGAUAAAGAAGUUGAUUGCAGAUAUACAACCAAAUAUUCUUACACGACAACCCUGUUACUCUCCAUAUUCCUUGGCAUGUUUGGGGUCGACAGGAUGUAUCUUGGAUACCCCGCCAUUGGACUCUUGAAGUUCUGUACGAUGGGAUUCCUUUUUGUUGGACAGUUCUUGGACAUCAUUUUAAUUGCAACCCAGGUGGUUAAGCCAGCAGAUGGUUCCGACUACAUAAUCAGUUACUAUGGGCCUAUGCUUUACAAGAUGGAACUUAAUAACCAAACUUAUAUAAUGCCGCCACUAACAGCCAGUUAUGUUGAUGAGUUAUGACAGAGGAGAAAUAUAACGACCAGCCAUUACUGGCAUCUCUGUAUAUUUAGUUCUUUAAAUAUAAUAUUUUUACAACCAAAAAACAUUGAAGAUUGAGCACACAUAUAAGAAAUUAAGCACACAAAGCCAAAAUGCUGUGCUGUAAUAUAAAAA
Molecule: messenger RNA, 911 nt
Organism: Anneissia japonica
Lineage: Eukaryota; Metazoa; Echinodermata; Crinoidea; Comatulida; Comatulidae
Product: TM2 domain-containing protein CG10795-like
Exons: 6
Coding region: 180-758 (192 amino acids)
Source: RefSeq, a predicted model, not a curated record